CCGUCGUCUUCCCCUGCUAACAUCAAAACAGGUGAAGGAACAUAUGCAACAGUCUUCAAGGGCAGAUCAAGGACUACUAAUGAGAUUGUGGCCCUGAAGGAGAUCCAUCUCGACGCCGAGGAAGGAACGCCAUCCACUGCGAUUCGCGAAAUCUCCCUCAUGAAGGAACUCAAGCACGUUAACAUUGUUCGCCUCCACGACGUCAUACAUACAGAAACUAAACUAGUCCUCAUUUUCGAAUAUUGCGAGCAAGAUUUGAAGAAAUACAUGGAUCAAAAAGGCGAUCGCGGAGCACUAGAUCCCGCCACAGUAAAGAGCUUCAUGUUUCAACUUUUAAAAGGAACUGCUUUCUGCCACGAAAAUCAAGUUUUGCAUCGAGACCUAAAACCACAGAACCUUUUGAUCAACAGUAAGGGAGAGCUAAAGUUGGGCGACUUUGGGCUGGCGAGAGCGUUUGGCGUACCAGUCAAUACGUUUUCCAACGAGGUGGUCACCUUGUGGUAUCGCGCUCCUGAUGUCUUGCUCGGUUCGCGAACAUAUAGCACAUCGAUCGACGUGUGGUCCUGUGGAUGCAUUUUUGCGGAGAUGAUUUCCGGAGUUCCACUAUUUCGAGGACGUGAUAAUCAAGACCAGUUGUUACACAUCAUGAGAAUAAUUGGGACUCCGUCACCAGCACAGUUACAGAAGAUGGCCAAGGAAACUCCAGAUAUUCAGACGAAGACAUUUCCCCAAUACGCCAAGAUGCCUUUUAGCCAAGUGUUGUCCAAGGCGACGCCGCAGGCCAUUGACCUACUAGAACGACUGCUCAAGUUCGAUCCCGCCGAGCGGAUCUCGGCUGCCGAUGCUCUUUCUCAUCCUUACUUUACCACCGCCCCAACGACAGCUCCUUUUGGUUUGAAUUCGUCCCCUGGCUCAAUGCCGCCUCCAGUUUUCAACUUCCCUCAUCCCCAUGGCCAACAGCAGCAGCAACAAAUGCCCCACCCAUCACAGUACUCUCGACCACCCAUGCCAGUGUACAACCAUCCUCAAGCAGCGGCUCAGACCCAAGUCCACGCUCAAGUGCCUCAGCCUGACCCACUCGCACAAUCCCGUGCUCAUGCCCAAGCCAUGGCUCAACAACAGGCACAUUACGGCGGGGUACAGUAUGCAUCCUACGGGCAUGGCGCACGGUAG
This is a messenger RNA of Laccaria bicolor S238N-H82, 1173 nucleotides long. RefSeq lists its product as uncharacterized. The record is from RefSeq and is a predicted model, not a curated record. Gene Ontology annotation, cellular component: cytoplasm; nucleus. The annotation marks the transcript as partial. Gene Ontology annotation, biological process: protein phosphorylation. Gene Ontology annotation, molecular function: ATP binding; cyclin-dependent protein serine/threonine kinase activity. Lineage: Eukaryota; Fungi; Basidiomycota; Agaricomycetes; Agaricales; Hydnangiaceae. The transcript has 5 exons.